Molecule: messenger RNA, 1884 nt
Organism: Paramecium tetraurelia
Lineage: Eukaryota; Ciliophora; Oligohymenophorea; Peniculida; Parameciidae
Exons: 5
Source: RefSeq, a predicted model, not a curated record
AUGAGGAGUCAUGCCAAGCAGUUAACAAUUAUAUAAGAAAACCAUUUCCAAAACCAAAUUAUUGAAAUAACUCAAACAAUUCGUUCUGGCAAGUACAGGAUUGCUUUUUAACGAAUUAAUAAAGAAUUUGAAAGAUCUUUGAUUAUGUAAACAGGAUGGCGCAUUCGUUUGCAAUUAUUAAGAAGAGGAAUCGUUUGCCUAAUCAAAAUUCUCUUAUCUCAAUCAAGGGAUGGAUUUAGACAUGAAAACUAAUUACAUUUAUUGAGAAAGUUAUAGUAAUUUAUUAUGUUUUACUUUGAAUUGCUGGAGAAUUAAGCAAAAGAAUAUAAAAUAUUUUAUCUAAAAGAAAUACUCUAUCGAAUCUCCUAAAUUCAUCUAUUAAUUUACUAACUAUCUAAAUUCCAUGAAGAUGUUCGUUGCAUGUUGUUUUGGAAACCUGAGAUAUAUUUUUAGGAUGCUCGAUUUAAUAAAACUAAGUUUCAAUACAAUUUGUAGGUUGGGCAUCUCCAUAGCCAAUUUAAAUUAUUCGAUUCUGCUAUAUUCUACUAUAAAGAGGCCAUUGGGCAAUGCCAAACUUUGCUUGCUGAUAUAAUAGCUGAAGAUUUUCAUUUGAAAAAGCUAUCUGAUAAGUAUUCAAGGGUGAUCUCUUGGAUUAUAACAACAUUAUAUAUCAUGACAUUUGUUUAUGAAUUGCAGUCCGACUAUAAUAAAUUAUUCGAAACUUAUAGAGUGGCAAUUUGGUUAUCAGAAUUAAUUGAUAAUUAAGGAUUAGCAACCAUUUUAGAGGAAUAGUAUCGUUUACAACAAAAUUAAUAUAGAACAUUUAUGAUAGAAAUUAAGGAAAUUAACCAAGUACUUGCUCCUAUAUUUCCUUAAUCCAACAUUAAUUAGGAUAACACAUAAAAAAAUGAUUAUUGGACAAUUACAAAUGAUAAAUUCUUUAAGAAAUUUAAUAAAGAGGUAAAUUGCUAACUGUAUUCUAUCCUUUCAUAACAAGAGGAUAUCAAUUAUAAAAAAUAACAUUAAUCUCGACUCACAGAAUAAGAAACAACAAUCCAAUCAAAUAUUCAUACACCUCGUCAACAUGAGAAAUGCAAAACAUUCAAUUCUGUAGAUGAGUUCAAACUAAGUAAAUUAACUUCUGUGCAUCAAUCACCUCAACAUUCUCACAAGUCAAGUGCUACAGUACAUCACACUAAAACUAAUUCAUUUAAAUUUACAUCUGAUAUAGAUAUAAUUUUAAAGAGAUUUCCAAAAAGAGAAAUAGAAUCAUUUUCUUCUUUAAAAGCAAAAAAGGAAUUGGAUCUCUACUAUCAAUAAAAAGUGCUUUCCUCUUUUGAUAAUGAAGUUUAGAUUAAAUCUCUAAAAUCAUUAAGAUAACAAAUAUCAUCUUAAGAAGAAUUAGAUAAGGUUUGCUAAUCAGAUUUUAUUGUGGGUAAAAAAUUGUUAAAGUUUCAAAAAUACACACAUCAAAAAGUAGCAACUAAUUAAAAUAUAAUGAAAAUUACUUCAGGCAUAUCCAAAGAAUAGGAACAUUUAGAAGGGGUCAAUUCUGCUAGAUUACUUAUUUAAGGGUCGUAAGAUAUUGAAUAGAAAAUCAGAGUUUAGAUGCAUUAAAUCAUAAAAUAGAAAUCAAUGCACAAUGAAGGAGAAUUGAUGAAUCUUAAAGCAUUGGUGUCAGAUUAUGAAUUAAAUCUAUCGAAGGCUCCUACUACUAAUCGUGAACCAUAAAUCGAAUAAUCUUAAAUAUCCAAGAUUAUCAAAGAAAAGAACUAUUCCAUAUUAAAAUCUAUAGACUAAACAGCCAAACGAACGGCACCAGAAUAAAUAAAAACUAGAAAAUCUUUUCUAUCUCGCAUUCAAGAGAGUCUAUUUUAAAAGUGA